GAUCGCCGAUUCCUCAUGUUUUUACCCACAUUGCUUAUACUGCUAAUAUAUAUUACGAUUUGUUGUUUUAAAGAAUUUAAAAUAAUCUUUGAAAUAUUCCUUUAAAUAACUUUUCUAAUUUAAAAUCAUUAUUUGAUAGAUUAAAUGUUAACCGAAUUCGAUUAUUUUUGUCUUUGGGGAAAGUUGCGGGAACAAGGUGGAAUCUUAAAAAACUAGGAGCUUUAGAGGGAACGGCAACAGAAAAUAAGGUCUGCUGAUUUAUAUGAAAACAACUGUGCUGUUUAAUUUAGCGUCUUACUUGUCUCUAUUUUUGUAAUAUAGCAUUUAUCCUAAAUAUUCCCCUUUGUUAUUGUAUAUAAGUAAAAAGGACAAUAAAUUGACAUCCAAGUUUGGUCUAGCUUAAAGCAUCACUGGAUUGGCGAUAGGGGAAAUGCAGACUAGAUCGCGAAAUUACGGUGCCCCGCAUUAACAACCAGUUGUCUAACGGUCACAGAAAGCUGUUGGCAGCUGUGGGAUCGUAUGCAUAAUAUUCAAGCGAGCAUGGAGGACAGCGUGAACACGUUGUUACACGGCGAUGACACAGAAAUGUUAAGGGAAAAAUUGGCUUUACUACGGAGAGAGUACAACCGAACUGUUCAGAGAUUACGGCGUGCUGAGCGCUCUGAGCUUGUGCGGAAACACGUGAGGAGCAGGAUUGCAGAACAGAAUCGUUCAGAAGUGGAACAGAGUACUGUUACUUCAUCUGACCUAAGUGUUUCCAAGGUGGAAACCCUUGCUUCUGUUACUCCGAGUGACUCUGAUGUCUACUGCAGGGGUAUGGCUGUCCGGUUCAGUCUGCCACCUGAAACCUACAGCCUGUGCACCCGCCCUGGGGACCUUCCUGGUUCUGCUCCCCUCUCUGACAACCACGCGGUCGACCAGGCAGGAAGCCCAACAUCUGGCCGCGGCCACCGCCGCCAUUCGGCCCACCGGCUGCGGUCACGGCGGAGUUGGCUGCGCUGGGAGCAGAAGGAGCGCUCAGACUCUCAGAGGAGUGAGAGUGGGGAGAGUUCCACCGGCCAGGGGGAUGGUGAGAAGAUGGAUUCUCUCUUGGUCCCUGUCCUUGCUGAGGACUGUCAGCCUGAGGUCCUGUCCUGCAGCAAGGAGGCAGGCUUUCAGGGUCCUAGUGCCCAGGAGAAAUGCAGAGGAAGGGAAGAAGGACUCGAUAAACCAUUCGAUAGGUCUGUCUCCACCCAGGGGAGUCUGAAAGACAACAACAGUGUGGAGAAGUGUGAGUCCUUAGCAGACUCCCUGCUGGGGGAAACCAUGCUUUCUGAAACACCAGAGAUUGAUUUUAGCACCACUAAACCCCUGUCCGUGCCAUCCCCCUCGAGGCCAUCAGAUGGCAAUCCAACGUCGGACGAGGCCGGUGAGCAGCGAGGCUCAAGCCCCCCACCCCCGGCAUCCGAUUCUGGGGAAGUGGGUUGCCUGGACUCCUGCACCAUGAUCGAAGGGCUGCUUUUCCCGGUGGAGUACUACGUGAGGACCACGCGGAGGAUGGCGUCUGCCCAGAGCCACGUAGACCUGGGCGCCGUGAUUCAGAGCCAGCUGAGCCACGGCAGGAAGGGCAGAGGACGCCGACGCCGGCCGGCCGGGGGUGUGACCCGUGACAGCCAAACAUCUGAGGUCACUUUGCAGCCCCAAGCACUGGGUGCUGAAGGCGAGGACGAGAGCCAGGUUCCUCCGGAACCAAAGAGCUGCCAGAACCAUGAUACUGACUGUGCCGUCUCCAGACGGUAUGCAGGUCGGCGCCAGAAAGGGGGCGGGGCAGGGAGGGGCCGGGGCAGGGCCGCCAGAAAGCACUUUAGCCCGCCGACUAAAGUGGGAACAACAGGGCCUGACAUAGCAGCAGAUUUAAUAUCUCACACAGGAAACGAUGUUCAGACCGCUGAGAAGGAGCUGUACGCUAUCUUUCGGACAAAUGGCAGAGCAAAAAUGUCAGGGUUUAAUAUUGGUGAGGACAGUUUGCAGAGGGGACAGACAGGUACAGAUCUAUGCGACUCGCUGCUGCUCCAGCCUCCUGGUCCUGUGCAGCAACCCCUGCGUCCCACAGUGCCCCCGUCUGGUGGAGGUAACUUCAACCUGCGUGCCCUCCUCUCCCGCUUCGACGUCAAAGACUUUCACCUUCCCGAUGAUGAGUUUGGGAGGCUCAAGCUGGACAAGCUUCGAUCGUCAGCCACAGCGAGCUUAGACGCCAGCCUGCCUCGUCAGUCCCCCUAUAACACUCGUCGAGGGGCAUCCCGGACCCCUUUAGGGGCUGACCGUCACAAGUCAGCUGGAAGCUCUGGAGGGCCGGUUGGCAGCCUUGCUGGGACGAAUUGCCAGCAGCACAUUCAGGUCCUGCCCAAUGAUGCCCCCCCCCAGCUCCCUAAGGAACUGAGGUCAAGGAAUAGUACAGCCCAACAGACUGCGACUGCAACCAUGAGGAGCUUCAGGGUCAGGCUUCCAGGUGGAAAACAGGGCAGGAACAACUUCUCUGAAGACGGAGAAGAUGGCAGAGUACCUUCACCGGAGUCUAGGUCAAGUCAGCUUAAUCCUGUGGUUAGGAACAGCCCAGGUUCCUCCCUGGGUGUCAGGAUGGGGGAGGGAGACAGAGGGGGUGUCGCAAAUUGCAUGGAAGUGGAAGGGGGUGUGGAAGCGAGUCCUGCUGGGAUGGCUCUGUCUCCCUGUGUGCUAAACUUCAGCUCUUCUACUCCUGCACACAAUGAGAAAAGUGAGAGGCCCGUUCUGCCCUUGUUGGGAAGCCCUACAUUCCCCUCCCUGGGGGUCACGCCCGCCUUCUCCGCACACUCCAGCCUGCCUUCACAGAACUGCUCGGCCUCGACUCCCCUGAAAGUGCAGAGUCCCGUCGCCCGGCAGGCCACACCCUCCACGUCACGUGACUCGCAGAGGCACAGGGCAGCCUCUAGUGGAGGCACACCGCCGUCUCUGCUUUGCCAAUCCCCAGAGGAGCUAAUCCAGUCCCGGAACCCCCUUCCUGCUGAGGUGGUACAGCAGAAGGUUCAUGCGAUUGAGGUGUCGGCGAAUCAGAGUUAUUCACCCAAAACACUUCUGCCUUGCUUCUCUGACUCUCUUUCCUCCUCCAUCCUUGCCAGUAUUACUUCUCAGUGCCGCCAGUCUGCUCCCAGUCCCUCCUUGGACCGCAGUGACAUAGAUUCCUCACCCCCCUUCGGCGCCGGAGAGGACCCAUAUACCCCCACACCCCAAACCACCCUCAAAGAUGGAUCUGCCCCCAUGAAAGGGCAUGUGGGCAAAAGUCCUCUAGCUGAGACACCUUCAGGGGUGGAUCUGGCACCUUCUCUGUCUCCAGGUUCCUCCCAGAAGGGGGACAACGUCGAAUCUUUAAAUCCCAGUGGGGCGGUCCUGCUGUCUCCAUCCCAGGACUGUCCGGAGGCUGGAGAGGGCGAGGCUCCCUGCCUUGUGAAUGCGGAUGGCAGUAUGGGCGGAGCAAGUAGGGAUUCACACAGCGAUGUGGAGCCUCUGCUUCAGGCUGCCAGCGUGGAUAAAUGCUCACUGGGAGAGCAGUCACUGUCUCCAGGAACGGAAGCUGCAGACCAAGACCUGGACAGCUACUUCACCGACUCUGUCUGGCCGCCCUGGGGGCAGGCGUCUUCGUCCCAGGGGCCUUUGGGAAGGCAGGCCGAAACACAAGGCAUGGCGCCCCCUACAGAGCGGAGGUCACCUGCUGCUGAUAUCCUGCAACUUAUGCACACUCUGAAGGCUCCCGCAGGCCGCUGCCUGGUGGACGUAUGGGGUGUCCGCAUGGAGAUGGGCUGGAGUGUGGUGACAGCAGAGGAGUGGGCCGUGUCCUUGUGGCAGCAAACCUCUCCUGAACAGUGGUGUCUGCUCCACACCUGGCCUUUCACUGAGCACCCAGUCAUUGCCCUGCUUCCUGUGCCAGAUGCCCCGGGCCUUGUUUGUGCUGCUCUCGGUCAACUGGAGAUCAGAGAGGCCAGGAUCCUUUCCUUCGUCAAUGCUGGAGGCCCGUUCUCCCAGUCGGUGCUGUGCACUGGGGAGAUCCAGGCAGUGCUGGGGGUGUCUGAGGGCAGACUGGUCUGCUGCGCCUCCUCUGGGUCGACUCAGACGGUGACUGUGGCCCAGCUGACGAAGGACGGCAGGCCGCAGAAGUCGCUCUCACUGGUGUCUCCUGGGCAGGGUGUCCACGCUCUGGCCCCUGUGGAAGGAGAGCCGGACGCUCUAAUUGGCUCCACAGACGCCGGCCAUCUGCUCCUCUGGAAUAUGAGGACUGGUAACCUGCUGCAGAGUUUUGCCCUGGGGGAGUGUCUUCUAGGAGCCACGUGUCUAAGAGGAUACUCAGAGGGUGGUGUCCUGUUCAUGUUGCUCCAGCAUAAGUUUCUCAGUCAGGAAGAUGGCGUGCUCUUCUCUCUGAUCGCCACAAACCCCAUCACGGCUCGAUACGUCUUGGCCCACAGCCUGAUCCAGCCUGCGCUGUGCUUAGGGAGGUUCACGGAUGUGGACGUGUGUGGAUCGUCACUGGCGGUGGCAUUCCAGUGUGGGACGUUGGCUACAUGGGAUCUCCGCCAGUGGGACUUGCUGGCCAGGCUGGCCCGUGCCCCAGAGGAAGGCUGUAAUGUUGUUCGCUGGGCAGGUCCCAGCUCCCUGCUGAUAGGAAACCUCAGUGGAGAUGUGUCCCUAUACCAGUAUACAGGAGGGCACUGUGCUGCUAAACCAGAGUAAUGCCUCUUCCUCACCUACACACAUAUGUACGCGCACACACACACUGCACCGGUAUUCAGGUCUGCAUCUCACUUCUUCCCGCUGCUAAUAGUUUGCAUGUUUGGGACUUGUGUUGCAUCAGUGCUUUCGCUCUACACAACAGCCACUGAGCAAGAAAGACACAUUCUUGUUCAAAGUAUUUUAACUUUUUACGCAAACCAGAGGACAGUUUUAAAAAAUGUUCUGUGCUUUGAGAUUCUGUAAUCAUUCAGUUGAAGAGCAGUUCAGGUCUCCCAAACUAGUUCUAAAUGCCUUCCAGACCUCUCCAAAAGACACUGAUAUAAGCGGGAUGUUUGUUUUUAAUGCCAUUGAUUUGGAAUGUCAUUUUAAUUAUUAAUACAAGUACAGCUAUUGAUAGCAGGGUUUUCUGUUAUUUAUAUUGUGUUAUACACAGAUAAAACAUAAAUGUUUAGUAAUAAGAUAAAAGUAAUCUUUUCAAAAAACAAAAAAAACA
Molecule: messenger RNA, 5230 nt
Organism: Paramormyrops kingsleyae
Lineage: Eukaryota; Metazoa; Chordata; Actinopteri; Osteoglossiformes; Mormyridae
Gene: palb2
Product: partner and localizer of BRCA2
Biological process (GO): double-strand break repair via homologous recombination
Cellular component (GO): nucleoplasm
Molecular function (GO): protein binding; DNA binding
Source: RefSeq, a predicted model, not a curated record